Messenger RNA from Zingiber officinale, 1408 nucleotides. RefSeq names its product metal tolerance protein 7-like. Gene Ontology annotation, biological process: monoatomic cation transport; transmembrane transport. The coding region runs from base 16 to 1329 and encodes 437 amino acids. The record is from RefSeq and is a predicted model, not a curated record. Gene Ontology annotation, cellular component: membrane. The transcript has 7 exons. Lineage: Eukaryota; Viridiplantae; Streptophyta; Magnoliopsida; Zingiberales; Zingiberaceae. Gene Ontology annotation, molecular function: monoatomic cation transmembrane transporter activity.
UGCCGACUUUCCUUAAUGUACUGCAUCAAUCUGCAUGAUUCUGGUAUAAGACGUGGCAAUUGCGGAAAUUAUAUCGGAUGGAUUGGUCGAUUUAGUAAGGCGAAGACUCAUUGCCUUUCCUUUUUCGUCUUUCUGAGGUCCGGUUGCUGGACGGCGGGCAUGGAUAAUGAGCUGUUGUCGCAGCCAGGCGAGGCGGCGACGUCGACGGCGAACUGGAGGAUCAACAUGACUGGGUUUUCGCCGCCGCAGCUGUCCAAAAAGCCUCGUUUGAUUUCUCGAAUCUUUGCAAGAAGCAAGGGCAAACAAUGCAAAAUCUCAAAGUACUAUGAGUGCCAAGGCAAGCUUCUGGAGGGAUUUAAUGAGAUGGAGAACAUUUCAGAGUCAGGCUACCGAGCAGAAGCACCUUCAGAGGACGAGAUGAAAAGACUAGCAAAGAGUGAACGUCUUGCAAUCAGUAUCUCAAACAUAGUCAACUUACUACUCUUCGUAUCGAAAGUGGUCGCAUCUGUCGAAAGCAGGUCCAUGGCAGUAAUAGCUUCUACUCUAGACUCUCUUUUGGACCUUCUUUCAGGACUUAUCCUUUGGUUUACUACAUAUGCCAUGAAGAAACCUAAUCAAUAUAGCUAUCCUAUUGGCAAGAACAGAAUGCAGCCUGUGGGCAUUAUUGUGUUUGCCUCUAUCAUGGGUACUCUUGGUUUUCAAAUAUUAAUAGAGUCCGGUCGUCAGUUGAUUAGUAAGGAGCAUCCAACUUUUGAUACCAAGAAGGAGAUAUGGAUGAUCGGCAGCAUGGCCUCGGUGGCUGUUGUCAAGUUCAUCCUCCUGCUCUAUUGCCGCAGCUUCCAAGAUAAGAUUGUGAGGGCUUAUGCCCAAGACCAUCUCUUUGAUGUCCUCACCAAUUCCAUCGGUUUAGUCUCUUCGCUGCUCGCUAUUCGAUUCUACUGGUGGAUGGAUUCUGUUGGUGCUAUAUUGAUUGCUGUGUACACGAUCGGGACAUGGGGUAAGACGGUGCUGGAGAAUGUGGACUUGUUGGUUGGUAAAUCAGCAUCCCCAGAAUACUUGACGAAGCUGACUUAUCUCAUCUGGAAUCACCAUGAAGAAAUCCAACACAUCGACACAGUGAGGGCGUACAAGUUUGGCUCCAACUACUUUGUUGAAGUUGACAUUGUGUUGCCUGCGAAUAUGGCGCUGAGCCAGGCACACGAUAUCGGUGAGACGCUGCAGAUGAAGUUGGAGCAGCUCCCUGAGGUGGAGAGGGCAUUCGUGCAUGUCGAUUUCGAAUUCACGCACCGGCCUGAGCACAAUACGAGCCCAAAGGUGGUCCAAUGUUAGCAAAUAUAUAACAAAUAAAUAAGAUCUGUUGUACCGAUCCUUCUAUUAGCAAAAUAAAAAAUAAUGUUGCUUCUUAAUA